This is a messenger RNA of Pollicipes pollicipes, 2497 nucleotides long. It is a transcript of the gene Hsc70-5, whose product is annotated as Heat shock protein 70 cognate 5. NCBI's taxonomy places the organism in Eukaryota, Metazoa, Arthropoda, Thecostraca, Pollicipedomorpha, Pollicipedidae. The transcript is spliced from 12 exons. The record is from RefSeq and is a predicted model, not a curated record. Gene Ontology annotation, molecular function: ATP-dependent protein folding chaperone; ATP binding. Gene Ontology annotation, biological process: protein folding. The coding region runs from base 83 to 2191 and encodes 702 amino acids.
UACUAUUCUUUAUCCUCUCGCUUGUGAAGGUGGUCGGGCGCACGUGGGGUACGGGCGUUUGGACGGAUAGUAAUUUGUGAAGAUGUUGCAGGCAGGCAGAAUAACGUCCCGGCGUGUAUCUAGGGCAGUUGCCGCCCAAUGCAUGACAAAUUUUGGCACGUUCACCAAACAGAUUGGGCAGCCUGCCCUCACCAGCUUGUUUGUAAAAACGCCGCAGUAUGGAAGCUCCAGAGCAGCGUCGGACGGCCCCGUGCGCGGAGCCGUCAUCGGCAUCGACCUGGGCACCACCAACUCGUGCGUGGCCGUCAUGGAGGGCAAGCAGGCCAAGGUGAUCGAGAACGCCGAGGGCGCGCGCACCACGCCGUCGGUGGUGGCCUUCACGCCAGAUGGUGAACGCUUGGUGGGCAUGCCGGCAAAACGUCAGGCAGUCACCAACUCGGCCAACACAUUCUACGCCACCAAACGUCUGAUCGGACGGCGCUUCGAUGACGCCGAGGUCAAGAAGGACAUGCAGAUGGUGUCCUUCAAGAUCGUGAAAGCGAGCAACGGCGACGCGUGGGUGCAGAGCACCGACGGCAAGAUGUUCAGCCCCAGCCAGGUGGGCGCCUUCGUGCUCACCAAGAUGAAGGAGACGGCCGAGUCGUACCUGGGCCAGCCGGCCAAGAACGCCGUCGUCACGGUGCCGGCCUACUUCAACGACUCGCAGCGGCAGGCCACCAAGGACGCCGGCCAGAUCUCCGGCCUGAACGUGCUGCGCGUCAUCAACGAGCCGACGGCGGCCGCGCUCGCCUACGGCAUGGACAAGACGCAGGACAAGAUCAUCGCCGUGUACGACCUGGGCGGCGGCACGUUCGACAUAUCGGUGCUGGAGAUCCAGAAGGGCGUGUUCGAGGUCAAGUCGACGAACGGCGACACGUUCCUUGGCGGCGAGGACUUCGACAACGCCCUGCUCAACCACCUGGUCCAGGAGUUCAAGCGUGACCAGGGCAUCGACCUGACCAAGGACCAGAUGGCCAUCCAGCGGGUGCGCGAGGCGGCUGAGAAGGCCAAGAUCGAGCUGUCGUCAGCCACGCAGACCGACAUCAACCUGCCGUACCUCACCAUGGACGCGUCGGGCCCGAAGCAUCUCAACAUCAAGCUGUCCCGCUCCAAGCUGGAGAGCAUCGUCGCCGACCUGAUCAAGCGCACGGUGGCGCCCUGCACCAAGGCCAUGAAGGACGCCGAGGUGUCCAAGGGCGACAUCGGCGAGGUGCUGCUGGUCGGCGGCAUGACCCGCAUGCCGAAGGUUCAGUCCACCGUGCAGGAGGUGUUCGGCCGCACGCCGAGCAAGGCCGUGAACCCGGACGAGGCGGUGGCGAUGGGCGCUGCUAUCCAGGGCGGUGUGCUGGCUGGCGACGUGACGGACGUGCUGCUGUUGGACGUGACGCCCCUCUCCAUGGGUAUCGAGACGCUGGGCGGCGUGUUCACCAAGCUGAUCACGCGCAACACCACAAUCCCCACCAAGAAGUCGCAGGUGUUCUCGACGGCGGCCGACGGCCAGACCCAGGUGGAGAUCAAGGUGUUCCAGGGCGAGCGUGAGAUGGCCGCCGACAACAAGUUGCUCGGCCAGUUCCAGCUGGUGGGCAUCCCGCCGGCGCCGCGCGGCGUGCCCCAGGUGGAGGUGUCGUUCGACAUCGACGCCAACGGCAUCGUGCAUGUCAGCGCGCGCGACAAGGGCACCGGCAAGGAGCAGCAGAUCGUGAUCCAGUCGUCGGGCGGCCUGAGCAAGGACGAAAUCGAGAACAUGGUGAAGAAUGCCGAGAUGCACGCCGAGCAGGACAAGGCGCGCAAGGAGCGCGUCGAGGCCAUCAACCAGGCCGAGUCGAUCAUCCACGACACGGAGAGCAAGAUGGACGAGUUCAAGGAGCAGCUGCCGGCCGAGGAGGUCUCCAAGCUGCGCGAGAGUCUGGUCAGCGUCAAGAAGGCGCUGGAGGCCAAGGACGACAUGUCGGCCGAGGACAUCAAGAAGCAGGUCACCGACCUCCAGCAGCAGUCACUCAAGCUGUUCGAGAUGGCCUACAAGAAGAUGGCGGCCGACCGGGAGGGGCAGAGCGGCAGCAGCAGCGGCGGCGACGCCGACAGCAGCAGCAGCAGCAGCAGCAGCGCCGGCGGCGACGACAGCUCCACCUCCAAGAAGGAGGAGAAGAACUGAGCGGCGGCCGCGCCGGGACUCGUCUGUGCUUGCGGAUGUGUGCUUCAUAGUAUCUCAUCAUGUUGUCCGCCGGGGCGCGGCGGCGGCGGCCGGGCCGCGCGUGGCCGCGUCACGGUAUCACCUCAUCAGGCGGCCGGGCCGGGCGCGGCGGGCGCCCACCGCACCGGGGACAGCGCUGGCCGUCAUCCCCCGGGCCCAGACCCCGGUGCCGUGGCGCCCCUGCCGCGCGGCGCCGCGCCCGCUCGGCCCCACAUAUGCGUCUGUGCUAGUGAUAUAUUGUUUAAUAAAUAUCCCAUUUAAACACGA